Molecule: messenger RNA, 1526 nt
Organism: Melanotaenia boesemani (Boeseman's rainbowfish)
Lineage: Eukaryota; Metazoa; Chordata; Actinopteri; Atheriniformes; Melanotaeniidae
Exons: 2
Coding region: 266-988 (240 amino acids)
Source: RefSeq, a predicted model, not a curated record
UGUAACUUGUCAUAGUUUCAUCAUUGCCAAUCACUGCUGUGAAUGAACGUUAAUGUUCUUUAUUUGUUAGGCCCUGCAGAGCAAACCAGGAUACAAGAUAGGGGAGCUUUCUGUGCUAACCUUCAGACGAGAAUGUUUGCAGUGCCUUGUUAAGGUGGCUGGGAAACUGCAGGACAAAUCCCCCUUAAAGUUUCCUCUGGUUAGGCACAUUGCAUGCCUUGAUCCCACAAGAAUCUACCAAGAGCCAGAGUGGUGCAUCAAGCAAAUGAAGAGUGUAGUGCAGACAUUUCUUCAGGGCAAGCAAUUGACAGGUGGCAUUCCAGCUGGUGAUGUUAUCAUGCAGCAGUUUGCAUCCUUGACCUCAGUGGAAGGGAGAGCUGAACGUUUCCUGUCCUUCAAACCAAUGAAGGAGCGCCUUGAUGUGUUUCUUUACACAACCCUCAGCAUGCCUUACCCUGACUUACUACGGUUUUGCAAGAGUCUCCUUCUGCUGUCUCAUGGCCAAGCCACUGUUGAAAGAGGAUUUUCAGUCAAUAAAGAGGUGGAGACAUGUAACCUCCAGGCUAACUCGCUGGAAUCACUGCGAUUAGUCUGUGACCAGAUCAGCAGUUGUGGGGGUAUUUUAAAGGUGCCUCUGACAAAGGAGCUCCUUGCCUCUGCUUCAUCUGCAAGAUCUCAGUAUAGACUGUACCUGGAGAAUGAAAGAAAAAUGAAGGAGAGUGCCACACAUGCUCUAAAGAGAAAGGCAGCUGAGGAGGAGCUGUUGGACCUCAGAACCCAGCGUGAGGUACUAAGCAGUGUCUGUGAGUCACUUCAAAAUGAUGCAGACAAGAUGGCCGAGCAGGCUGAGGGAAAGGCUGGGUCCAAAAUGGCCGAACUCAUAACAAAGUCCAACACACUGCGUAGAAGACAUAAAGACAAAACAAAAGAGCUCCGCCAACUGGAAGAAAGGAUUAAGGAGAAGUCAUCACAGCUGAGACUUAUGUGACUGUCUCUUAUUCUUUCCACCACUGUCAUUCCUUUCUUCUGCCAUCAUGGUAGAACGGCACACGCUUAGCACCCUGUAGACCUGCAUUCAAGGUCAGGAAGGGUGCUCUCUCCUUAGCUACAAGGGACAACUGUUACAACUUCCCUCUGUUAAAAUUUAAUUGGGGGAAAUGUUCAAACUGUUAUCUGUUUAUUUGCAUCAACCAAUAAAUACCAAUUGUUACCACUCUGUGCACUUUGGACAGUUUUUGAAUACACAGUGUAAGUUAUUGUUAGAAGUGAUGAAGAUGAUGAAAUCAGCUGUUCCUUAGACAGUAACUAACGACUUUAGUCAGUGUGUGAGAACGUGUGUUUUGUUUAUUAUUGUGUGAGUGUGUGACACUUUAGUUAUUUUUAUGAAUGUUUAUGGCCUUUUUCAAAUGUAAUUUGUACCAUGGCUACCUUGCCCCCCUUCCUUGUUCAAUGUCGUGUAGGUUGUAAAAACUAUAAUAAAGGUAGUAAAAAGGGUAGUAAAAGGUGGUAAAUUCAACUCAAGAAUU